Coffea eugenioides is the source of this 969-nucleotide messenger RNA. RefSeq lists its product as uncharacterized. NCBI's taxonomy places the organism in Eukaryota, Viridiplantae, Streptophyta, Magnoliopsida, Gentianales, Rubiaceae. The record is from RefSeq and is a predicted model, not a curated record. Bases 63 to 662 code for a protein of 199 amino acids. The transcript has 2 exons.
AGCCCCAAGAGUUCUUACACCGUCAAAGUUUCAUUUUGAGCUGUUCAAACUUCAAAGACAGGAUGCGUUCAUCUGUUGCUCUCGUUGCGUUCUUUUCAAUUGCCCUGCUUGCAUGCUUCACGGAGGCAAGAAAGGACCCCAGGGGCAUUUUGCGACCUGCUGCCGGUCCUGGUGCUUUUACUGAACAAAAUGAGCACCUUGGGUCUAAUACAUUGAAAGAAUUUGAGUCAAAGCCUGGAUCCAUUCUCCACGCAGAUGAGCCUAGAUCCAUUCUCCCUUACCAUGGUCGUGAUGCUAAUUCAAAGGAGGAGAAACCGCAAAUGAAAGAUUUUGAGUCAAAGCCUGAAUCCUUUUUAAUCCUUUACCGUGGUGACAAAGCUAACUUGCAGGAGGGAAAACCGCAUAUGAAAGAUUUCGAGUCAAAGCCUGAAUCCCUUUUGUUCUUUUACGGUGGUGACAAAGCUAACUUGCAGGAGGGAAAACCGUAUAUGAAAGAUUUCGAGUCAAAGCCUGAAUCCCUUUUGUUCUUUUACGGUGGUGACAAAGCUAACUUGCAGGAGGGAAAACCGUAUAUGAAAGAUUUCGAGUCAAAGCCUGAAUCCUUUUUGAUCCUUUACAAUGGUGACAAAGCUAAUUCGCAGGAGGGAAAGCUACAUAUCUAAGAUUUCGAAUCAAAGCUUGGAUGAAUGCUCCUUUACCAUAAGGGAACCCGCGAUGAUGCUAAGCAAAAUUAGGAUAAAUCAAACAUGAAAGAAUCAAAAGUGAAGUGAAGGUCUGUAUCGCUGCUUUUGUAGCAUAGUCUUGAUGUUGCUUCCAAACAAGAGAAAUUCAAUUCGCUUGAGACUGGAUUUCUGCUCUGUCAAGAAUAAGUGUAGUUGGUCUUAAUUUCUUAGUGUUGGAGUGAAAAUGUCUCGCUUGUAAUGCAAUUCCUCUAUUAAAUAAAUGCUGUGUUGAUUUACUAUGGUGAAA